Messenger RNA from Physella acuta, 1914 nucleotides. RefSeq names its product protein FAM43A. The record is from RefSeq and is a predicted model, not a curated record. Lineage: Eukaryota; Metazoa; Mollusca; Gastropoda; Physidae.
UCAAGGAUACCUUUCCCAGUGCUGGGCCUGUUCUCAGCGGGAUCGCACCACAGCGUCUAGACCGCAGCGCGCGGCGACAUAGUGGAUUCAAGUGAAAACAGUGAGGUGUGUUGGUACAUUUUACUAGCUGCUCUAACACUUGUGACCGUUUGUUUUCAGUGCACGAGAAGAAAGGGUCACUGUGUGACACGGAUGUGCUGUAGUGUUUACACGUGUGAUAAAGUGUCACUGACUAACGGUCGGACCUCACCUUACCUGUUCGUUCCGGUUCAAAGAAUUCAGUGAGUGUUGAUCAGACGAUAGCGGGCACAGCAGUCUGACACGCUUUACUUUACAACACACAUAGUUGACAAUAGUUGAUAGUUGACUUAUUCACAUGUUGAAAAAAUCGGAUUAUUUCUGGUUCAUAUUUUGAGAAAAUAAGUGGUCACCGCACCAUGUAGCGGUCAAGCUACACGAGAGCUCCAAGUUUGCUGACCACAUCAGACAGGUGCCUGCAUGACGAGGAAGAUGAAUCUGUUCGGCUGGCGGAAGAGCGUCAGCAUCAGCGAGCAGGACCCCACCUUCAAAGUGCGUUACCUUGGUAACGUCCAAACCGCGGUCAUGAAAGGUGAAGGCUGCGCAGACCGCGCCACGAGCAUCAUAUGGAACAAUUACAUGCGGAGUGAGCAUCCGGGUAUCGAAAUGAAAAUUGUAAUCACCGGAUCGGGUAUGAAAGCGUACACAAAAGAGCAGGGAUUAACCGAGUAUCGAGCCCACCGGAUAUCGUACUGUAUCGCCCACCCCGACUACCCCAAGCUGUUUGUUUGGGUGUACCGUCACGAGGGACGGAAAAUGAAACUGGAACUUCGCUGCCACGCGGUCAUGUGCAAAAACGAGGCCAAGGCCAAAACAAUGGCGCUGCAGCUCCACCACAAGCUGAGCUCCGCGCUAAAAGAGUUCCAGCGCGAACAACUGAGGAAACAAACCUCCAGGCUAACUUUCCAGCGCACCAAAAACCUGCCCAAGAAGAGCAACAUUCUACCGCUGAGAACACAAAUGCUGAGCACGGCCAACAACUUCAGACCGCCCGUCUCUAAAUCUCAGACGGCGCCAAAGCUGGGCGCCAUCACGGAGGACGAAGAAGAAGACGAAUGUGUAGAGGAGGAGGAAGAAGACGAAGAGGUGAACCAGAUGGUGACGAAGAUGAGCCGCGGGCUGAAUGGGAUCAACAUCAACAACAACAAUGACGGCGACGACGAGAGCCUGCUGUCUACCCCCGCCAGUGCUGGCCCCUCACCCCCCAGACUCCUCCACAAGGGCGCGGAGCACCACGGGAUUCUGGCGGCCCUCGACCUCGAGUCAGCCGAGGGCUCAGACUUCUUCUCCUCAGAGCCCAUCAUAGACCUUGAGAUCGGCAACGACCUGGAGGAGCUGAGGCGGGACGACGGCGUGCAGUACUGUCUCCAUGAUGGCGCCGACUCUGACGAAGAGAGCGCCGAGUCGGGCUUUCACGACCAGGAGCAGGAAGUGGCCGAGGGCGAGAAAGUGGCCGAGGGCGAGAAUGUGGCCAAAUUAAAGAGCAAAUGUGUCCCCGUUGAGGAGGACAAUGUUAGCGUGUGUAAGCUGCCCUCGUUGGAGGGGGAGAGCUCACUCAAGAAUGACGUCACUGAGUAUACAACUUUAUAACGCAGAUUUCAAUCACACUGUUCUGCUAUUUUUUUUUUCUUGCAACAUUCCACUUGAUACCCUACUUACAGAAUCUUUACUUAGAGACUGUGAAACAAAGCCACCCUUUAAAAUGUGUUACUGUCAGGUGCUGCUAUGGUUUAGUAAAACACAUGGUGGGAUACAAAAAAGAUAUUCCUUGAACCAAAGAACCUCACAAUAGCCAUGUCAGCUGACACACAAUAGCCAGUUGACCACACAAAAGCC